Molecule: messenger RNA, 2862 nt
Organism: Knipowitschia caucasica
Lineage: Eukaryota; Metazoa; Chordata; Actinopteri; Gobiiformes; Gobiidae
Source: the annotation of a GenBank genome assembly
AUGGCUCCCACAGGUCACUGCUCCAAGUUCGUCGAAAGACAAAAUCGAUCUGCCCGGGCUCCCUGCUUCACCCCAGGGCGUGUGGAGGAGCUCAGGACGCACCGCUAUGAACCACCGCUGAUCGCCGACUCCGCGCGCCCACCCAAGCCCGACACAACGCACCCUGAGGCGGACACAGACGCACAGAGGCACCCGCUGCUGCUGCUGGAGCUCAGGGUGAAGAUAAGAGAUGUAAUCGACCCAGGUCUGUGCAGGUAUGCGCUGGGUUUGGAGGACGGCCGGAUCAGAGACGAGGCCCUGAGCGCCUCCAGCCAAUGGCACAUCACCACCGGCCCCCAGUACGCCAGGUUGAACCGUGAGGAAGGACACGGAGCCUGGUGCCCCCAGCUGGCUUCCGACCCCCAGUACCUGCAGGUGGACCUGGGCCGGCUGACGUUCCUCACUGUGGUGGGCACUCAGGGACGCUACAUUCACAACUCUGGGAAUGAGUUUGCCCGAACAUACCGCCUUAACUACAGCCGUGACGGAGUCCUGUGGAAGUCAUGGAGAAACCGCCAGGGAAACACGGUGCUGAAGGGGAACGUAAACGCCUUCACCUCGGUGCUGAAUGACCUCCAACCUCCGGUGAUCACGCGCUUCGUCAGAGUGCUGCUCACUCCGUCUUACUUCGUCUGCAUGAGGCUGGAGCUCUAUGGCUGCACCUGGGAAGAUGGUCUGAUGUCGUACUCUGCUCCGCUGGGACACGUCAUGACUCCUCCUGGUUUUACCGCCAUCACCCUCAAUGACUCCAGCUAUGACGGCUCCCGCUACAGAGGGAGGCUGGUGGGAGGCCUAGGUAAGCUGACAGACGGAGCCAUUGGUCUGGACGACUUCCUGGUCACGCGGCAGUACCAGGUGUGGCCUGGAUACGAUUACGUCGGCUGGAAAAACGACUCGCUCUCUCAGGUGGACAUCGAGUUCACCUUCGACAGGACCAGAAACUUCACCUACAUGAAAGUGCACAGUAACAACAUGUUCUCUCGCGGCGUGAAGAUCUUCUCGUCGGUUUGGUGUGCGUUCAGGCGGCAGCUAGCGGGGGCGUUUGAGGUGAAGCGGGUGGACUUCCGGACGGUUCUGGACGAUCGGAACCCCAGCGCUCGCUACGUCACGGUGCCUCUGGGCCGGGCCGGCAGAGUCAUCCACUGCAGCUUCAGCUUCGCCGACACAUGGAUGAUGUUCAGCGAGAUCUCCUUCCACUCAGAGGAGGCCGUAGUGAUCCCACAGAGUGGAGACAAGUCGACAACAUCAGCACCUGUUCAUGUGACUGCCACCAUGUCCCCUCACUCAGCUGUGAAUGCUUCGUCUAGCCCCGCCCCAGAGGAGGGCAGUUCGGCUGUGCUGAUUGGCUGCCUGGUGUCCAUCAUCCUGCUGCUCGUGGUGGUGAUCUUCCUGAUUCUGUGGUGUCAGUGCGUCUGCAAAGUUCUGGAGAAGGCUCCUCGGAGAAUCCUGGAGGAGGAGAUGACUGUGCGGCUGUCCUCCUGCAGCGACACCAUCGUCCUGCAGACCCCCCCUGUGCCCCCCCGCAAUACACAAGCAGUCAUCUGUGACCCUCACUACGAGCGAGUUUUUCUUUUGGACCCUCAAUAUCAGAAUCCAGCUCAUCUGAGGAACAAGCUGCCAGAGCUGUCACAGAGCGCAGAGGCCUCAGUUUUUCUGGGUAACCCUCUGUACGACCUGAUCCUCCUCUCUUCCUGUCGCCUCCUCCCUGAGCCCUUCACCUCCUGUCAGCUGACCGGGGGCUGGCUGCGGGCGUGCGGCGGAGGUUACGCGGAGCCAGACGUGACCCAGUGCACGCCUCAUCAGAGCUUCCAGACCUCGGCGCCGCACUACGCUGAGACCGACAUCGUGAGGCUGCAGGGGGUCACGGGCUCCAACAUGUACGCCGUCCCCGCGCUCACCGUGGACUCGCUCACUCGCAAAGAUAUCUCCGCCGCCGAGAUCCCCCGCCACCGGCUGCUCUUCAGGGAGAAGCUGGGAGAGGGCCAGUUUGGAGAGGUGCACCUGUGCGAGGCCGAGGGGCUGGAGGUCCUGGGAUCUUCGCGCUCAGACUUGCGUUCUGUUCUGGUGGCAGUGAAACAGCUGCGAGCCGACGCCACCAACCAGGCCCGAAACGACUUCCUGAAGGAGAUAAAAAUCAUGUCUCGCCUGAACGACCCGAACAUCAUCCGUCUGCUGUGUGUGUGCGUGACCUCCGACCCCCUGUGCAUGGUCACCGAGUACAUGGAGAACGGAGACCUCAACAUGUUCCUGUCCCAGCGCGAGAUCGAGAGCACGCUAACGCACGCGAACAACAUCCCCUCUGUCAGUCUGUCGGAGCUGCUGCACAUGUCGGUCCAGAUUGCCUCUGGGAUGAAGUAUUUGGCCUCUCUGAACUUUGUGCAUCGAGAUCUGGCCACGAGGAACUGUCUCCUGGACCGACGCCUCACCAUCAAGAUCUCCGACUUCGGCAUGAGCAGGAAUCUGUACAGCAGCGACUACUACAGGAUCCAGGGCAGAGCUGUGCUGCCCAUUCGCUGGAUGGCCUGGGAGAGCAUCCUACUGGGGAAGUUCACCACGGCCUCAGACGUGUGGGCGUUCGGAGUGACUCUGUGGGAAAUGUUCACGCUGUGUAAGGAGCAGCCGUACUCUCUGCUGUCAGACGAACAGGUCAUCGAGAACACUGGAGAGCACUUCAGGAACCAGGGUCGACAGAUCUUCCUGUAUGCUCCUCCGCUGUGUCCGCCGUCUCUCUUCGAGCUCAUGAUGCGCUGCUGGAGACGAGACAUCCAGGACAGACCCACGUUUGAGGGGCUCUACCAGGCUCUUCGGCCACACGUGCAGUGA